CGGGAUCUGCACGGAGCCCUCCGGUCACCGGGCCUGCUGCGUGCGUGUCUCCCGUCCAGGUCACCCCGCCUCUCUCUCAACCUGCACGACGGGGCCAGGUCCGGCCUGCAGAGGGUGCCCGGCAUCUCCAACCCGCCCCCCCUCAUCUCCUCCACCAAGCACCCCGUCGUCCUGGAGAGGCCCGUGAGCUCGCAGGGAGUUCCAAUCCAGCUCCAUGCACCGUACUCUGAGCAUGCCAAGGCUCCCGUGGGCUCCAUCACCAUGGGGCUGCCCUUGACCAUGGACCCCAAAAAAACUGGUGCCUUUCCCUGGAGUGAAGCAGGAGCAGCUCUCUCCGAGGAGCCAGGCUGGCCAGCCUGAGACCCUGGGGAUGCCAGUGGCCCAGGAGACAUCAGUGCUCAGAGGAACAAGCCUGGGCUCCACUGCGGGAGGAAGUAUCACCAAAGGCAUCCCCGGCAGCCGGCCUCCCUCGGAAAGCCCCAUCACCUACCGAGGCUCCAUUACGCACGGCACCCCGGCCGACGUCCUUUACAAAGGAACCAUCACCAGGAUCAUCGGAGAAGACAGCCCCAGCCGCGUGGACAAAGGCCGGGAGGACGGCCUGCCCAAAGGGCACGUCAUCUAUGAAGGGAAGAAGGGGCACGUCCUUUCCUACGACGGCGGGAUGUCUGUGUCUCCAUGCUCAAAGGAGGAUGGAAGAAGCAGCUCCGGGGCGACCCAUGAGACAUCUGCCUCCAAGCGCACUUAUGACAUGAUGGAAGGACGAAUUGGCCGGGGGCUAUCAGGUCGUGACCUCUCCACGGGCAUCGAAGGUCUCAUGGGCCGAGCAAUUCCCCCUGACCGGCAUAGCCCCCACCACCUGAAGGAGCAGCACCAUAGCCGGGGCUCCAUCACACAAGGCAUACCUCGGUCCUAUGUGGAGGCCCAGGAGGACUAUCUGCGGCGGGAGGCCAAGCACCUGAAGAGGGAGAGCACUCCGCCCCGAGACCUGCCUGACCCAUACAAGGUGAGGCCCCUGGAGGGCCUGACCCCGAUGAAGAUGAAGGGCCACGAGGGCCUGGUGGCCACCGUCAAAGAGGCGGGCCGCUCCAUCCACGAGAUCCCCCGCGAGGAGCUCCGCCACACGCCCGAGCUGCCUGGGCCCCCGCGGCCCCUGAAGGAAGGCUCCAUCACCCAGGGCACUCCUCUGAAGUACGACGGCGGCAGCUCCUCGGGCGGCUCCAAAAAGCACGACGUGCGCUCCAUCAUCGGCAGCCCCGGCAGGACCUUCCACCCCGUGCACCCUCUGGACGUGAUUCAGGAUCCCCGGGCCCUGGACCGCUGCUACGAGGAGACGCUCAAGAGCCGGCCCAGCUCCGUCAGCAGCUCAGGGGGCUCCAUCACCCGAGGGGCGCCCGUGAUCGUGCCCGAUCUGGGCAAGCCCCGCCAGAGCCCCCUGGCUUACGAGGACCACGCGACGGCUUUUGGCAGCCAUCUGCCCCGGGGCUCCCCCGUGUCCACCCGGGAGUCCACCCCCCGGCAGCAGGACGGAAGCCUGUCGUCCAGCAAGGGGUCCCAGGAGAGGAAGAUCUCGGCCGCCUCUCGCGAGAUCGCCAGCUCCAAGUCCCCGCACACUGCGGUGCCCGACCACCACCCGCACCCCAUGUCUCCCUACGAGCACUUGCUGCGAGGUGUGAGCAGCGUGGACUUGUACAGAGGACACAUCCCACUGGCUUUCGACCCCACCUCCAUCCCCCGGGGGAUCCCCCUGGACGCAGCUACCGCCGCUUACUACCUGCCCCGGCACCUGGCCCCGAACCCCACCUACCCUCACCUGUACCCCCCGUACCUCAUCCGUGGCUACCCGGACACCACGGCCAUGGAGAACCGGCAGACCAUCAUCAACGACUACAUCACGUCCCAGCAGAUGCACCACAACGCCGCCGCCGCCACCGCCAUGGCGCAGAGAGCGGACAUCAUCCGCAGGGAGUCCUCCCUGGCCCUCAACUAUGCAGCCGGACCCCGGGGCAUCAUCGACCUGUCCCAAGUGCCGCACCUGCCAGUGCUGGUGCCCCCCACGCCGGGCACCUCGGCCACCUCCAUCGACCGCAUCACGUACAUCCCCAGCGCCCCCCAGCCCUUCAGCAGCAGGCCCAGCCCCUCCCCGCUCUCCCCAGGAGGCCCCACCCACAUCACCAAGCCGACGGGGACGUCUUCCUCCGAGAGGGAGCGAGACCGGGAACGAGAUCGAGAGCGUGACCGGGAGAAGUCCGUGCUCACGUCCACCACGACGGUGGAGCACGCCCCCAUCUGGAGGCCAGGUACGGAGCCGAGCAGCGGCAAUGGCGGCAGCGGCGGCGGCGGCGGCGGCGGGGGCAGCAGCCGGCCAUCCUCCCAUUCUCACAGCCAUCAGCAUUCGCCCAUUUCACCCCGGACCCAGGAGAACAUCCAGCAGAGACCCAGCGUGCUGCACAACACGGGCAUGAAGGGCAUCAUCUCUGUAGAGAGCCUCACCCCCUCUGUCCUACGGUCGUCCUCGUCGGCCACCUCGCCGGUACGCUCCGCCGGCUUCCCGCCUGCCCCGCACUGCUCGCUGGGCUCCAUGGACGGGGGCUACCCCACCAUCAUGGACCCCGCCGUCCUCCAGAAGGAGGCCUCCCGGGCCCCGCGGUCGGAGCGCCCCCGCCUAGAGAGCAACCCCUUCAUGCCCAAGCCGCCGGGCCGGGCCGGGCUCGAGCCGCCGCCGUCGCCCAGCAAAGCCGCCGAGCCCAGGGCCCUGGUGUCGUCCGGCCCGGGCUCGGGCUCUAGCUCGGGCCACGCGUCCGGCCGCGGCCUGGGGAAGGGCCACGCGGCCCACCCUCUGCUCGAGGCCCAGGCGCCACACCCGGCCUCGGCCGGCGAGCCGCACCGAGACAAAACUCCAGGCAAAGCGCCGUUCGGCGUGCAGGACCUGGACCUCCGCGCGCUGGGUUCCCUGAAGCUGUCCGAGACCCCCCACGUGCGGCAGCCCCCGGAGAGCCAGCAGUCCCCCGGGCAGCCGAUGGCGUCUUCCGUGGUCAAGGGGCACCAGCGGGUCGUCACUCUGGCCCAGCACAUCAGCGAGGUCAUCACCCAGGACUACACCCGCCACCACCCCCAGCAGCUCAACUCCCACCUCCCGGCCCCGCUCUACUCCUUUCCCGGGGCCAGUUGCCCUGUGCUGGACUUACGCCGGACGCCCAGCGAGGUCUACCUCCCCCAGCCGGACCAUGGUGCCGCCUCCCGCAUCUCCCCCCAGAGCGAAGGAGGCAAGAGGUCUCCGGAGCAGGGCAAAGCCUCUGCCCUGGGCGGCUCAGAAGACUGCAUCGAGCCAGUCUCCCCACCAGAGGGCAUGGGGGAGUCUGAGCACGGCCGAAGCGCCCCUUACCCGAUGCUGUACCGAGAGGGGGAGCAGGCAGAGCCCAGGAUGGGGUCCAAGUCUCCAGGGAACAACAGCCAGCCUCCCGCCUUCUUCAGCAAAUUGACGGAGAGCAACUCGGCCAUGGUGAAAUCCAAGAAGCAGGAGAUCAACAAGAAGCUGGGCACCAACAGCCGCAACGAGCCCGAGUACAAUAUUGGCCAGCCUGGAACGGAGAUAUUCAACAUGCCGGCCAUCACCGGAGCAGGCCUUAUGACUUGUAGAAGCCAGUCGGUUCAGGAGCACGCGAGCCCCAACAUGGGGUUGGAAGCAAUUAUUAGGCGGGCCCUAAUGGGUAAAUAUGAUGAUCAGUGGGAAGACCGGUCACCUCUCAGUGCCAAUGCUUUUAACCCUCUGAAUGCCAGUGCGAGCCUGCCCGCUGCUAUGCCCAUAACUGCUGCUGACGGACGGAAUGACCACCCGCUCAUCUCGCCAGGAGGUGGAGGGAAACCAAAGGUUUCUGGCCGGCCCAACAGAAGCAAGGCCAAGUCCCCAGCCCCGGGGCUGUCGUCGGGGGAGCGGCCAGCGUCCGUCUCCUCUGUGCACUCCGAAGGAGACUGUAACCGCAGGACCCCGCUCACCAACCGCGUGUGGGAGGACCGACCGUCGUCCGCAGGUUCCACGCCGUUCCCCUACAACCCGCUCAUCAUGAGGCUCCCGACGAACGUCAUCACCCCCUCGCCCCCCACAGCCAUUCCACAAGGCACCUCGAGCGGGCCGCACCACGCCUGGGACGAGGAGCCCAAGCCCCUGCUCUGCUCCCAGUACGAGACCCUCUCAGACAGCGAGUGAAGGAGGCGGCAGGAGGGGGACGGCCAGAGCCCACCGACGUGGACGCGGAGCGCCGAGCGGCCCGGCCCCUCGCCCCCCGCCCAGGGCUCCCCCUCCAGGCCCCCGAGGGUACGGGAGGAGCCCCGAAGUCCCGUGUCCUCUUCGGCCCAAAGCCUUAAACCCCCUUGCCGUGAGGGCAGGAGAGGCGCCGGCCCCCCCGCUCCAGCCCUGCGCCCGAAGGCCCGGGGAGAGGAGCUGCGUGUCCCCCUCUGCCUCCCUGCCGGGCUCCCAGCCUCUGAGGGGCCCCUGGACGGGACUGACUUUCUCAGGGGAACCCUACCACCUGGUGCUCCGCGUCUGGCUGGGGGCAGCGGGAAGGGCAAAGGCUCGCCGUCCCCGCCCGAAAGCCACGCGUGCUGCGGGGGGCAGGCCGGGAGGGAGGCGACGGGACAGACACCCGCGGGCUGCGCCGGCCGGGGGCCCAGUCCUCGAAGGGGGAUGACCGCUGGCUCCUCGUGCCUCCCCCUCCUCCCGCGGGCUCAGCCCGCACACCGGCUCCAUCUCCCUCGGCCCGAGACCAUCUCCUCCCUGUCUGGGAUGACACGCCGGGCUCAGAACCAAAGUUCAGUCCACGUCGGCUCCUGGGGCGCCCAGAGCCGCCGGCGCCGCUCCGGGGCCUCUGGGGCCCGCGUCCCCCUUCCCGCCCCCCGGACCCCGCGAGGAUCGCCUUCUCUAGGGAGCUCGGCCUCGGGACGCUCGUUGCCAAAAUGCAGGCCUGGGAAGAGUGUCGGGCCGUGCGGGGGCAGCCGGCAAGCGGGGGAAGACGGACACGCGUCCGUCCGCGCCGGCCCACCCCAGAGGAUGCCGGGAAAGUCGCCCAGCCGCCGCCGCUCGCAGAGUGGACUGAUUUUCGGACAUCGUUGCUGAAACGGUGGGAAGGAAAGGCAGUUGUAAAUGAUGUAUUGGUCUACAGGGUAUAUUUUUGAUACCUUCAGUGAAUUAUUUCAGAUGUUUUACGUGAGGAAUGACUAAACAGUAUUACAGGCUGCUUUCGGUCUCUGCUUUUACUGCAAAAAAAAAGAAAAAGAAAAAAAAGGCGUGUGCAGGCUUAACCCAUCGUCCCCUCGAGUGGUAUUUCCGUGGGCACGCCGCUCAUCCCUCGCCAUCACUCAGAAGGCGCUUACUCCCAGGCAGGGCACCCUUCGCAGUUACCAAUAUUGUUCAUCAUUAAAAAGGAAAGCAAACCCUGUGUCUAGUGACUUCCCAAGGGGCGGGGAGGCGGGAGGGAGGGGCUCCCCGAAACCCACAAGACGCGUGAACCGGCUCUUGUAUUUCCAUGUGUGAUGGCAUCUUUUUUUUACAUUUUUUCAUUCCAUAAUAUAUCAGACAUUGGAUCAUAUCCACCAGUUAA
Molecule: messenger RNA, 5597 nt
Organism: Monodelphis domestica (gray short-tailed opossum)
Lineage: Eukaryota; Metazoa; Chordata; Mammalia; Didelphimorphia; Didelphidae
Gene: NCOR2
Product: nuclear receptor corepressor 2
Biological process (GO): negative regulation of transcription by RNA polymerase II
Cellular component (GO): chromatin
Molecular function (GO): transcription corepressor activity
Source: RefSeq, a predicted model, not a curated record